Molecule: messenger RNA, 5649 nt
Organism: Gallus gallus (chicken)
Lineage: Eukaryota; Metazoa; Chordata; Aves; Galliformes; Phasianidae
Gene: LRRC3C
Product: leucine rich repeat containing 3C
Exons: 2
Coding region: 3626-4402 (258 amino acids)
Cellular component (GO): plasma membrane
Molecular function (GO): protein binding
Source: RefSeq, a predicted model, not a curated record
GACGGACGGAGCCGCGGCGGAGCCGAGAUCCCUAUCUCUGGCAGCAGCGCAGCAGCAAUCCCCGUCUCCCGGGCGAACGGAUAUUUUAAGCCCUUCUCUGCAAGAUGGCAACGCCGCGUGAAGCGGAGGAUCGAAUGCCUCGGAGCGGCAGCAAACGCGGGAGGGGUCGGACGGCGGCGGGGUACGGCCGUGGGCUGCGCUGCGCUCCACGGGGAGGGAAACUCCGCACACAAAGGAAGCGCUACAAGUGAGAGCUCCGGGGCUCGCGUGGACGCGGGCGGUGCGUCCCGGAGCAGCAGACAAAGCCCUGGCCCCGUCCCAACAGCGGCACGGCACGGCACGGCACGGCACGGGGAGGGCCCUCCGCCCCGCAGCGCUCACCGAGCCCCGCUGCCGCCGCUCGGCCGCUCUGCUCGGCCCCCCCCGACUCCCAUCCCCGCCGGCCCCGCAGCGCGGAGCUCCACCGCGUGCCCCGCACAGCCGGCCGGCCCCGCACCCGGCCCGCACUCACCGCCCGGCCCGGCUCCUCCAGCCCCGGCUCGGCCCGGGAUCUCCGCCGCGCUCCCGGCGGACACCUCGGCACGGCCCGCCCCGCCGCCCGGCACCACGGGAGCUGUAGUGCGGCAGCGCCGUGCGGGGGGGCGGUGCGGGAGCGGAGCUGUGCGGGGCAGCGCCGCGCGGCGACGGCGCGGCGGAGCGGCUGAGGGACCUUUCCGCCCUUCUGCCCUUCGGGGUCGGCGCUGUGCGCUGUGCGGUGCUCCGGUGUCGGCUGAUGGGUCCCCACCGCUUCGCUUUCGGCCGUAACGAACGCCCCGCGGUCGGUAAAGCGCCCCGCGACGUCCGGGUGUUUCUGCAGCGUGCGUCGUGUGGGAAGUAAAGUUAAUGUGUGGUGUGGCCGGAGAAGAAAGUGCUGCAGAGUUCUGCUGAGCAGCUCGGCACGCAUCUGCUGAAUGUGGUGCGUUGUGCACCUGCUUGCUGGCCGGCUUUAGCUAUCGGGAUUUAUUGGGAUGUUGGUUGGGAAUAUCGGGAUAAUGGCUUUCGCUCCUGGGAUUUCAGGUCCCCUGCAGAACUGUUUCGUGCUCUGAGGGAGGCGGUCAUCUCAGCGCCUGCAGCCCCGCAGUCGGCGGCGCUGAGCUCUGUGCUCAGUGACCCCCAGCCCUGCAGCUCCGUGCACGCACUGCACCACACGUGGCGGAGGGCCGGGGGGCUGUGGGUGCAGUGCUGCAGUGCUGGGUGCCAUCUGUCCCGGCCUUUGUCAGUGCAGCCAUCGCUGCUCACCACGUGCAUCCCUGGUGUGCAGCCAUCUGUGCAGGCUUUGUGCACGCUGAGCUCCUGCUGGGGAGCAGCAGAGGGUGCAGCACGGCUGAGCUGCUCGGUGGGGCGUUGUUUGGGCAGCCUUGGGGUUGCUCGGUGCUGAAGGCCCCCCCAGCUGACCCCGGUGCUGAGCUCCUCGUGCGUGCCCUCGUGGGCCAGAGGAUGGAUCCGAUGCAGCGCUGCUGCUGGGUGGGACCGGGGCAGCCUGAGCAUCACACACCACAUUGUGCUGCUGGCUGAGCACGGCUCUGCCUUCCCACAGCCAGAGCUUCCCCUGCCAGCUGCUCCUGGAGGGCCUCGGGCACGGGGGGACCUGGAAAACCCACCCGCAGCCUCUCGGUGCUGCAGGGAUGCUGUAGCGGAGGCGGGAUCCCGCGGGAGCAGCCCUGCUUUGCAGGGGAUCCACGCGCACGGCAGCUCUAUUUUUAUCCCCUCUCCUGCCUGACUGAGCAGCUCCCUCUGCGCGGUGACAUCUAAUUUAGCAGCUUCCCCACACCCCGCUGACUCUGCACGUGAGGGGGAAGCACAAUGCGGCGGCUAUUUUUAAACGCCCAUAAAUAUUAAUCCCGCUUGGUGAUGCAGCAGCAGCCUCUCUCACUGAUGGUGGGAGUGCUGGGGGGGGGGGGGUACCCACUCCCUGGGCUCCCCAGCCCGCAUUCACCCCCACGGGGAACCCCGGUGUUUGGAGGUGUGGUGGUCCUCGGGGGGGAUUCGGGCCCCCAUCCACAGCCCAGGCUGAUGCUUGGAGCGGUCCCUGUGUGGUGGGGCCCACACUCCCCUUCUGUUUGCCGGCCCCCCUGCCGGCUCGAUGCCGGCUCUGUGUAGAGCCGUGGUGGCAGGGAGGAGCUGGUGCUGGCUGAUUUUAGCCAGCCGUGCCGCUGCAGCAGUGGGAAAGGGUCUGCACAGGGCUGUGCUGCACUGCAGCCUCGAGUUUUUGGGCUCUCCGUGAUGGGGGAAGGCUGGAGACCUGGUGGCGUUGCUGCUGGGGAGGCUGGGGCUCCUCCAGCCAAGCAGGGAGACAUGAAUGCGCUCAGGCCCUGGGGGCAGCCAGUGGUUCCCCAGCACAGCCUGGGGCUCUGCUCCAGCCGCAGCCCCAGCGGUGGGGACCCCAAUCUCCCUCCUGCCGUUGCCGGAUGGGCGCUGACCCACACGGUGUGUGCCGACCUCCUCGCCCGCAGCCCCGCGCUGGUGGCACCGCACCGGGCCUGGCUCCAGCCGUGCUGCGCUCGGGGCGGCUGCCGUCAGGUUGUGUUGUGCUAAUGGGGCCGAGACGCAGGCCAGGCGCCUCGUAAACCGUUUAUCCUCCCCGGGCAGCGGGAGAGCGUCAGCGCACGGACUCUCCAAGGAGAACGGCGGAUGGGGCGCGGGCGGCCACCGGCGUCCUUGUAGGCAGCGCGGCAAGGGCACGGCCCUCGGCCCCACGUCCCCGGCGCCCGGUGUCCCGUAGGGCGUCCCGUAGGGGCGACCCCCGGUGCCAGCUGCCUGCUGGGAGCGACCCCAGCCCGGAGCACCGGAGCCCGGUAACGGCGGCCGCUCUCCAUGGUCCUGAGCCGGCCCCGGUGCCGGUCCCCUCGCGGCCCAUCGAGCCCCGGGCAGAGCGGCUCGCGGCAGGGCUGGGGGCCGCGCCGGUACCCGCAGGGCUCCGCCCGCCUCGCUGCCCGCCGCGGCUCGGGUUUCCCCGAGUAAGCGAUGCCGGUGCCGACGGGAGGCGGCGGGCGGGAGGGGGUCACGCUCCGUGGCGGAGGGGGGAGAACCGGGAGCGAAUCCCCCCUCUCUGGGGCGGUAGGGAGCGGGGGCAGCACUGGGCUGCGGGGAGAGGCGGGAGAGCAGAGCCCGGCUCCGGGCAGCGCCCUCCAGCGCCGUUCCCACACGGGGUCCCGGGGAUCCCGGAGGCUCCGCUGGUUGUGGCCGCCCCGAGCCCCGAGUCUGGGGGGUCCCGGACGCUCCCGGCGGGGUUCUCCCCGCGUCCCCCACGAAGGAGUCCCGCGGCUCAGCCUCGACCCGAACCGGGCGUGGAGAGGAGCCGGGGGCGAGGCGGGGGUGCCAGGAGCCGUGCAGCCCCCCCGGCGGGGCGGGCCGGGGGCGGGGAGCCCCGGGGAGGCCCGGCCGGUGGAGCCCGCCCACCGGCCCCGCCGCCGCCGCCGCCGGCUCCGGGCCCGCCGCGCUGCGCGGGGCGCGGCCGCUCCGGCCCGGGGCGCGGGGCCGCUCCGUCGCCGCGGGGUGCGCACGGCAGAUGCGCCUCCUUCAGCCCACGGCACCGCGGGUGAGAGCUGAGGGGCCGGUGGCUGCGUGACGGAGCUGGCACAGCACCAUGGCAGCGGCACAGCCCUCCGUCCUGCGCCCCACGGCCAUGUGGCUGCUGGUGCAGGGCGUCCUGCUGGCAUCCUGCCUGCGCGCCGCCGCCUUCCCCAGGGGCUGCUACCCCUCGGAGGAGGAGGGGCUGAAGACCUUCCGCUGCAGCAACGCGCGGCUGACCGAGGUCCCCAAAGACAUCCCCAACGACACCAACAAGCUCUACCUGGACUCCAACCGCAUCCCCUUCCUGCCCCGCGAUGCCUUCCGGGACCUGCCGCUGCUGCUGGAGCUGGACCUGUCCCACAACGCCAUCGCCGCCGUCGAGAGCGGGGCGUUCCGCGGGCUGGCCGACCACCUGCGCUCCCUGGACCUGUCCUCCAACAGGCUGGUGUCGCUCAGCAAGGACGUCCUCAGCAACGUGAAGGCCAAGGUGAACCUCUCCAACAACCCCUGGCUGUGUGACUGCCGGCUGCAGGAGCUGAUCCGCGCCGUGGACCUGGCGGCCGGCUCCUCCACCGGCAUCGUCUGCGGCUCCGCGUCGCAGGAGGAGCACGUGGGCAAAGCCUUCCUGCAGGUGAUCGCCGACACGGACUUCUGCAACGUGUACAAGAAGACGACGGACAUUGCCAUGCUGGUCACCAUGUUCGGCUGGUUCGCCAUGGUGAUCUCCUACCUGGUGUAUUACGUGCGGCAGAACCAGGAGGACGCGCGGCGGCACCUGGAGUACCUCAAAUCGCUGCCCAGCAAGCAGCGGCACUCGGAGGAGUCGUCCACCAUCAGCACUGUGGUGUGAGCGGGGCUGGGGGCGGUGGGACGUCGUCGUGGCAUUCCUGGGGAGCGGUGUCCGACGGGGGCAGCGCGGGGACACGGCCAUGGUGGGGAGUGAUGGUCGGUUCUCGGUUGUUGGUCGCUGGCAACGGGCACAGAGAGAGCGGGGAGAAAUGAGUGCGCCCCCAGCACGUGGCACCGCUCCGGACGGUGGGACUCGAUAUGAAACUGAUUUCCUUCGCAGCCAUCCCCGGGGCGUUAACGACGUUGGGUGUUUUAACCCCUCCGGUUUACCCUCUGCUGCCCUGGGGAUGUUCCUGGAGCUGCGGGGUGGUGGGGGGUGCGGGCUGUGGGCUGCAGCCCAAUGGGAUGGAUGGACGGGGGUGGGGGGAUGUGGCGGUGGGGAAUGGCCCCAGCUCCCAUCUGCUGAGCUGGAGCUGCCGCCCCAUCGCUGCCCUCAGCCGGAGAUGGGCACCGGGGGUGAAAUGGGGACCUCCCCCUCUGAGUGUUACGGUGAAAAUGGGAUCAGAGCCCCCGGGCUGCGCCCUGUGCUGAGGGCGGUGGGUGCUGAUGGGGCUCUGAGGACACACGGGGUCGGUGCUUUGGGUCGGUGCACCCCACUGCGGCUCCGCUCUCUCUCAAGGACUCACGGCUGCGACCGCUCACUGUGACAGCGCUGGGAUGGGGCCGAGGCGGCCGCUCCUCCGCUUCCUCCCACUCCCUGCGCCGCUGCCAGGAGCCCAAACGUCCCCUCGGCCCCACAUGUCCCUUUUUGACACUCUCCGUUGGGCUCCUGGGGUCGGCAUCAGGGAUGGGGCGCGCAGGGUCCACACGGAGCCUUGGGGUGAGGGCAGCCCACGCCUGCCCGUCCGGCUCCUGUCUCUGGUUUUGUCCUUUUUUAAACCAACUGAAGCUCAACUGCCUUAACUCACCGAGAGCACCAACCAAAGCUGCUCCAACACCUCCGGCAGCGCCCGCCCCACACAUCUGGGGCCGGCAGGGCUCGGGCCCCCUCCAUCCCUCCAGCGCCCGGUGCCGAUGGAUGGGGCUGUGGGGAGCGGUGCCCGCGCCCUCCACAAGUGCCUACACCCCCAGCACAGCCCCAACGCACAAACGCCCUCGGCCCGACCCUCUGCCCCCUCCCCGUGGUGGAGCACAGGGCUGCAGGGAACCGGACCGAGCCCCCGGGGCACCAUCUCCCGAGGAGUGUUUUGUUUAAGGGACCUUUUAUGUUCUUACUUUAUAUGACAAUAAAUUGGCUUUUACUUUGGA